AAACCGGAACUGAAAGUUAGGAACUCGUGUUUGCCCCGUCGCCAUUUGAGAGUGGCACACCCGAGUAGCAGUGAAGUUGAUGUUGUUGUCAUUUACUGCUCCAGCAGCUCUUCUGUUCUGGUUCUUUCCCCCCGGCUCUGGGAGCGUGGCGCUGGGGAGGAGAGUGUCCCACACCGGCGGCCCAGCCUGGGUGGAUACUUUAGUCUCACCGGGCAACUUUUGUUUUCUGACAUUUUUACAGCAAGGCGAGCUAACACGGCUAGCUGAGCAGCGAUGGAGUGGCGGAGCAACAACGCCGACGGUGAGCCUCCUUGGCCGGCGACGGGCGGUGGAAGUGUGGGCCCCACCCCGCAGACAUCACCGUGUGCCUGCGCCACGCCGUCCGUCUGCCAGAGCCCGCAGUGCUGCGUGAAGACCCCCAUCGUGUCCAGCUGGACGCUGGCCGAAGUCCAGGACCGCCUGUGCUCUUUGAGCGUCCACUGCUCCGAGUCCCUGGAGCAGGAACGCGCCCGUACCCGGGCCUGCCCCGCGGAGCUGAUCAACACCGAGGAGGAGUGGCGGCGCAAAGAGAGCAUGCUGGGAGGAGGUCCGCAGCCUGGCCGAGGACCGGUGCUGGAAGCCGUCGGGAGUUGGGACGUUUUCGAUAAGAGUAUCAUCAACGUCCAAAAUCAGCCUGCAGAGGCGGACGGCUGCGGGACGUCGCUACAAAAGGAUGAAGAAGAGCUCCGGCACUUCGGCAUGUUGCGGCGAUGGGACGACAGUCAGCGGUUCCUGGCGGAGAAGCCUCAGCUCAUCUGCGAAGAGACGGCCAACUACCUAUUUUCGUGGUGCAUCCGACUCCAGCAGGAAGGGAAGGAGGCGCUGAUGGCGCAGGUGGCGCACCAAGCCGUCGCCAUGCAGUUCAUCCUGGAGAUGGCGUCCAACUACGGCCAGGACCCCCGAGGCUGCUUCAGGCAGUUCUUCCAAAAAGCCAAAGAAGGACAAGACGUCUACUUGGAAGUCUUCCACGCCGAGCUAGAGGCCUUGAAGCGCCGAGUGCGGCAGCACGUGGACAGGUGUGACAGGGACACCUGCAACGAGCCCAGCAACGGCACCAACUGCAGACACGCCCCCAAAGAAGCCCAGCAGGUGGCGCACUACCCCAACAGGCGUCGCGGGCCGUUGAUCGGCUCUGGGCGGUGGAGCAAGGACGACGCGGCAGAGAGUGAAGACACACGCAUGAUGGAGACUUCCUAGGAGAACUUCCUUGGCCUCAUCACCUUGUAGGAACACACCUUGUAAUAAAAGGAAGCACUUUAGUGACGUCUCUAAUGCAGCCCUCCAUCUUCAUCUUCAUCGUCAUCAUCAUCAGGUGGUGAGUGGCAGUUAAAUCAUGCUGACUUGUGUCCUCUUUCACGCUAACCAUGUCAAUCCUUUAGUGUUAGCACUCAACUAGCAUGCUAACAGUUAGCACACCAACAGGACAUAACAAGCAGCAUAAUAAUCAACAUAAUGAUAUAGCAGCUGCUGAGACAUCACCUUUAUUUAGACAAAUACUUGCAUUAGUUUCAAUAAUUGCACUCAGGUUUUGAAGACUUCUAGAGUACAACAGAGUACAUGACUAUGUAAUAAUAACUAUAUACUAAUAUAUAUAUAUAUAUAAUCUGUGGUAAUUACUGCAGGUAGAACAAUCUAUUGAUGUUUUUUUAUCCAACAGCUUCUCCUCCAGCCCAUGUUCUUGUCUUUAAACUAGACUUAUAAAGAGCAGCUU
Entelurus aequoreus (snake pipefish) is the source of this 1750-nucleotide messenger RNA. It is a transcript of the gene cdc37l1, whose product is annotated as cell division cycle 37-like 1. Gene Ontology annotation, biological process: protein stabilization; protein folding. Gene Ontology annotation, cellular component: cytoplasm. The record is from RefSeq and is a predicted model, not a curated record. Gene Ontology annotation, molecular function: heat shock protein binding; protein-folding chaperone binding. The transcript is spliced from 7 exons. Lineage: Eukaryota; Metazoa; Chordata; Actinopteri; Syngnathiformes; Syngnathidae. Bases 274 to 1236 code for a protein of 320 amino acids.